GUCACUAAGAGAGAGCGUCUUUAUACUGUUUUCAAAUUGCCUGUUCAUUAUUUGCGAGAUGCGGUUAAUCGACCGCAAUCGAUAAAACGAGGCUGUCAAUAGUCAUUAGGAAUCUCGUCUUUUCCGCAGUGAUCUCAUGUCUUUCUGCUGCUUUACAGGCUCUAAGCAUUAAUACAUCAACUAUAUUUAAGGCGAUUUCUGGUAAACGUGUUGAAAGGCAAAUACUGAAUUGAUUUGUUGGUGCGAUUUUUCAGUUUGGAAAAUAGACGUAAAAGUUUUGUUGCAAUAACACUGGAAUAGACAGAUACAGACGGAAGUGUUGAGAAUAAAGUGGUGACUAGUGGAAUAGUUUUGGAAACAAGGGUGCCAGUUUGUUACAAACAGCAGUACCGUAUACAGCACACAGAAUCAUGUCGAAGUAUCGUAUGAUGGAAGCCGUCCGAAACAUGCAUUUCCGUAUCCAGGCAACCGACAAUGAAACCUACGUGGCAAUAGUGGACUCGCGUGAAACAGAUUAUGAUAACAGUGGUGCUCUUUAUUAUGUGGUGGUCGUCGUUCUCAUUUACGGCCUGUCUAUUAUUAUGAUGAUUGCAUCACAUAUUAGAAGGAACAAGCAGGACGGACAACUUAGAUCAUAUCUGAAAGAAAUGGCAAUACUGAGAAAGAAAAACAGACGUGAACAACUAUUGGAGAAAAUGACGGAUCUUGCAUCCAAAUCUGGACUUUUUCCAAACCAGAAAACCCAGGAAACAGAGUUUCGUGAGAAUAAAAAAGACGAUUUAGCAUUGUAUAGCCGCCUGCCAACAGAAGCCGACGAUGAAUCACCCGACUUGUUAUUAUCAAAAACAAGCACAAGUGACUACGAGGACCCUGUCUUUAAUCCAGAGACGACGAAAUUGGAAUGCCCGAGAACACCAAAGAUCCCACCGUCCAAACUGCUAACACCUAAACUCGUACGUUCGGACGGGAAAUCUUAUAUCCAGAUUCAGGUGAUUAACGAAAAUACGGUUCUCUGAAUUCUGACAGACUCUCGUGUGAAAGCAUAUACAAUUCAUAUCAUUUACUAUUAUGAUCAGUGUCUAGUAUAUGAAGGAGGUGCUAAUAAAGAUAUAUUUAAAAUACCGUGUGACAGAUUCCUUCUUAGAUAUUAUAAGUAACAUGAAUAUAUUUAUAAUAAGUUACUGGUGAAGACUAUGUAUUUUCUAAUUGUUACAUAACUGGGUGACUUCACUCAAAACAUUAAUCGGUUACACCCUUUAUUGAUGUUUAGUAUUGUAUUAGAGUUUCAUUUUUUCGAGGAAAUCAGAAACACAUCUACACAAUAGCAUCGAUAUAUGCAAAUUGUAAUUCUUUUACAGACUUAAAAGAGACUUAAAAUAGAUUUAGAUUAUCAACAAUAACUUUUUUUUGUAAAAUGGAAAGUUGAUCUUAACUAAUGAAAUACAUUACAAAGCUUUAUCCAAACAAUAUUAAGAUAUUUAUCACCAAAUGAAAUGUGUGAUAGACUGAUAAUUGCCCUCGUACAUGUAUAUAUCUACAGAUAUAAUAGA
This is a messenger RNA of Mercenaria mercenaria, 1550 nucleotides long. RefSeq lists its product as uncharacterized. The record is from RefSeq and is a predicted model, not a curated record. Lineage: Eukaryota; Metazoa; Mollusca; Bivalvia; Venerida; Veneridae. The transcript is spliced from 3 exons. The coding region runs from base 411 to 1016 and encodes 201 amino acids.